CCGGGUUACUAGGAGGCGGAGCCGUCCAGGGCGCUUUGGCCCGGAUGUCCGGGCGCGGUGGCUUAGUCGGUUAAUCCCUGAGUCUCUCCAAGUAAACCUACAAGCUGCUGAUGGCUGUCGAUAUUCAACCAGCAUGCCUUGGACUUUAUUGUGGGAAGACCCUGUUAUUUAAAAAUGGCUCAACUGAAAUAUAUGGAGAAUGUGGGGUGUGUCCAAGAGGACAGAGAACAAAUGCACAGAAAUACUGUCAGCCUUGCACAGAGUCUCCAGAACUUUAUGAUUGGCUCUAUCUUGGCUUUAUGGCUAUGCUUCCUCUUGUUUUACAUUGGUUCUUCAUUGAAUGGUACUCAGGGAAAAAGAGUUCCAGCGCCCUCUUCCAGCACAUUACUGCACUGUUUGAAUGCACCAUGGCAGCUAUCAUCACCUUACUUGUGAGCGAGCCAGUUGGUGUGCUUUAUAUCCGUUCAUGUCGAGUAUUGAUGCUUUCUGAUUGGUACACCAUGCUUUACAACCCAAGUCCGGAUUACGUUACCACAGUGCACUGUACUCAUGAAGCUGUCUACCCAUUAUACACCAUUGUAUUUAUCUAUUAUGCAUUCUGCUUGGUAUUAAUGAUGCUACUCCGACCUCUUCUGGUUAAAAAGAUUGCCUGUGGGUUAGGGAAGUCUGAUCGAUUUAAAAGUAUUUAUGCUGCACUUUACUUCUUCCCAAUUUUAACCGUGCUUCAGGCAGUUGGUGGAGGCCUUUUAUACUAUGCCUUCCCAUACAUUAUAUUAGUAUUAUCUUUGGUUACUCUGGCUGUGUACAUGUCGGCUUCUGAAAUAGAGAACUGCUAUGAUCUUCUGGUCAGAAAGAAAAGACUCAUUGUUCUCUUCAGCCACUGGCUACUCCAUGCCUAUGGGAUCAUCUCCAUUUCCAGAGUGGAUAAACUUGAGCAAGAUUUACCCCUUUUGGCAUUGGUACCCACACCAGCCCUUUUUUACUUGUUCACUGCAAAAUUUACCGAGCCUUCACGGAUACUCUCAGAAGGAGCCAAUGGACACUGAAUGUAAAAUGCCAAAAAAACCUAAGAAGUGUUCUUAAUUUU
Cervus elaphus (red deer) is the source of this 1087-nucleotide messenger RNA. RefSeq names its product JNK1/MAPK8 associated membrane protein (gene JKAMP). Gene Ontology annotation, cellular component: membrane. NCBI's taxonomy places the organism in Eukaryota, Metazoa, Chordata, Mammalia, Artiodactyla, Cervidae. The transcript is spliced from 7 exons. The record is from RefSeq and is a predicted model, not a curated record. Gene Ontology annotation, molecular function: ubiquitin protein ligase binding. The coding region runs from base 111 to 1046 and encodes 311 amino acids. Gene Ontology annotation, biological process: response to unfolded protein.